Molecule: messenger RNA, 489 nt
Organism: Brassica oleracea var. oleracea
Lineage: Eukaryota; Viridiplantae; Streptophyta; Magnoliopsida; Brassicales; Brassicaceae
Exons: 4
Coding region: 1-489 (162 amino acids)
Biological process (GO): transcription initiation at RNA polymerase III promoter
Cellular component (GO): RNA polymerase III complex
Molecular function (GO): nucleotide binding
Source: RefSeq, a predicted model, not a curated record
AUGAGGAGCUUUAAAGACAAUGAGAGGAGCCUUGCCAGAUUGGGGUUUACACAAGAUGUGGAUGUUUGCAGAGUGAAGGCAAACGCAGGUGCGCUAACAAAUUUCGAAGUUCUUAACUUAAUAAACUCAAAAGGUGCAUCAAAGGACACUACAAGAGUUAUAGCUGCAAUUGCUAGAUCAGAAUACAAGGUAUGUGAUUAUUUGAAUGAGACUGUUGCUUCCACUCAGACACUAGAGAGCGUUACAACAUUCUCUGACAAGUGCAAAGAUUUCAAACUCGCCAAAGCUGAGAUUCUCAAUAUAAUCAAUAUUCGGCCAUCUGUAGAUUUCAAAGCCUUACUGGAUCCGAUCAUUGAGGAGCCCAAAGAACGGGGGAUCGAUACAGAUGGAAUACUAGAGCUUGUGCAGGAUUUGCUACCGCCUCUUCCUGUAGUGGAAACUCAAAUGGAAAAAGACCAAGAUGAAACAAACAACGGUGAAGAAUCGUAA